AAAGAGUGCCCUGUACAGGCAUUUCUUGAGUCCCGUCUAGGAGGUCGAUUCGUCUUUUUUUGCUUAGUCCACGUGGUGUAAUCUUCAAGUACGACAAUGUCUGGACGCGGUAAGGGAAAAGCAGCGGGCGCUAAAGCCGCCGGUAGCCAGCGGACCAAGUCAGCCAAGGCGGGUCUCCAGUUCCCAGUCGGCCGCAUCAAGAGAUACCUGUCGAAGGGGAAGUACGCGGAGCGGAUCGGAGCGGGCGCUCCCGUGUACCUGGCGGCCGUGCUGGAGUACCUGACCGCCGAAGUCCUGGAGCUGUCCGGUAACGCGGCCAGGGACAACAAGAAGAGCAGGAUUAUCCCCCGCCAUAUCCAACUAGCGGUCAGAAACGACGAGGAGUUGAACCAGCUGAUGUCCGGAGUGACCAUCGCUCAGGGCGGCGUGCUGCCCAACAUCCACAACCAGCUCCUGCCCAAGAAGACCGGCGCCCGCAAAGGUGGAGAACAACCGUCUUCUCAGUCACAGGAGUACUGAACUGGAUUUUUCCCCACGAAAUACUGACAUUUGACUCCUGACAUUUGACUACACAAAAUCUAUUCUUUAAGCACACUUUAAAAAGUGCGUAAAGGUUCCGUUUCUUCUCUUGCGUGUACCUUUUUCGGAUACUUUUAAGAUGUGGCUUAAUGAUAAGGAUUUUGCGUUGUUUUCUUGGCAACGACUCAGUAGCGGAACUUUUAUAGCUUUAGAUGAAUCGACUAUGACCGUUCUGACGAAUGUCCUUUGAUGGAUGAGAGGAAAAAUGAAUGUUUUAUUCUUGACUGAAUCCUAGUAAGAUGUGCAAUAUCACGUUUUUACUCUAGAUAAUAUAUAAGUUGCAUCAGAAUAACCAGCAGUAACAUGUUAGCACACAUCGCUCAGACAAGAGCAAAGAAAACUGAACUUGACAGAAAUGCCUGUAUGUGAAAGGAAGGUUGAAAAUGGUGUGACGCUUGUAAUUCUUGUGUAAAUGGAGACUGUAAAAAUGGAGUGAAGUUUGUCAUUCUUUGUAAAUGGAAAUUGUAAAAA
This is a messenger RNA of Branchiostoma belcheri (Belcher's lancelet), 1050 nucleotides long. RefSeq names its product histone H2A-beta, sperm-like. Bases 97 to 519 code for a protein of 140 amino acids. Gene Ontology annotation, molecular function: DNA binding; protein heterodimerization activity; structural constituent of chromatin. The transcript has 2 exons. Gene Ontology annotation, cellular component: nucleosome. The record is from RefSeq and is a predicted model, not a curated record. NCBI's taxonomy places the organism in Eukaryota, Metazoa, Chordata, Leptocardii, Amphioxiformes, Branchiostomatidae.